Molecule: messenger RNA, 1461 nt
Organism: Amblyraja radiata (thorny skate)
Lineage: Eukaryota; Metazoa; Chordata; Chondrichthyes; Rajiformes; Rajidae
Product: NACHT, LRR and PYD domains-containing protein 3-like
Exons: 6
Coding region: 207-833 (208 amino acids)
Molecular function (GO): protein binding
Source: RefSeq, a predicted model, not a curated record
UGGUGUCUGAUGUUCUGAGGAACCCGGACUGUAAAAUACAGAGACUGGAGCUGCAACGUGUCGGUCUCACAGAUUCUGGAGCUGAGGAUCUUGUAUCCGCUCUCAGUACAACCCAUACGGUGACGGUGCUGCACCUGAGUGGGAAUAAACUGGGAGAUUCCGGAGUGAAACUGGUGUCUGAUGCUCUGAGGAACCCGCACUGUAAAAUGCAGAUACUGUGGCUGAACGGUGUCGGUCUCACAGAUUCUGGAGCCGAGGAUCUUGUCCCUGCUCUCAGUACAAACCAUACGGUGACGGAGCUGAGCCUGAGUGGGAAUAACCUGGGAGAUUCUGGAGUGAAACUGGUGUCUGAUGCUCUGAGGAACCCGGACUGUAAAAUACUGACACUGUGGCUGGAAAGUGUCGGUCUCACAGAUUCUGGAGCUAAGGAUCUCGCCUCUGCUCUCAUUACAAACCAUACGGUGACGGAGCUGUACCUGAGUGAGAAUAAACUGGGAGACCCCGGAGUGAAACUGGUGUCUGAUGCUCUGAGGAACCCGGACUGUAAAAUACAGACACUGUGGCUGGACAGUGUCGGUCUCACAGAUUCUGGAGCCAAGGAUCUCGUCUCCGCUCUCAGUACAAACACCUCACUGACGGAGCUGUACCUGACAGAGAACUCCCUCACAGACCGAUGUGUCCCCGCUCUCCGCCACCUCAUACUGACCCUCCCGAGUCUGGAGCGGAUCAAGCUGGGGCGGAAUAAGUUCAGUGCAGACGGACAGAACCAGCUGCAGAGUCUGCGGGGAACCAGACGCGGACUGAGUGUGGACGUUGAACAUGACUGGGAGUAAACGUCACCGCCCUGGGGACUGGAAUAUUGUUGGCCGAUUCCCUGCCCCUCCCCUUUAAACGGCCGCCCAUCCUCCCCUUUAAACCCCGACGCUUCCCGGGCUGGCCGGGCGGUGACGUCAGAGGCGACCCUGCCUGCUGUCACGUGACCCGGGUACGUGGCGCUGCUGAUGCUACCAGGCCGGUGCUGCUCCCAGUGGGGGACGGGGGCAUUGCAGCCGGACCUGGAGGAUCCCAGAUGUGACUUUAUCAUCAGUGGCCCCCGCUCCUGCUGUGGAUUAAUGGUGACAGCAGCAACAGCAGUAGCAGCAGCAGCAGCAGCAGCAGCAACAGCAACAGCAGCAACAGCAACAGCUGCUUGAUGCUACCUACCUACCUACCUACCGGCGCAGACGCUGCCGUGGCUGCCUGCCUGCAUGCCACGUUGUACUGCUCCUUGCUGCUGUUCAUGUUGUCACUUGCGGGCGGAGCACCAAGGCAAAUUCCUUGUAUGUGAAUACUUGGUCAAUAAACUUAUUAAUUCAUUCAUUCAUUGUUCAAACUGUUCCUUCACACAGCAAUGUCUGUUACUGCUUUACCGUCUGUAAAUGAAACGUAAAUGGUUUAUUAUAGUUUAAUACUUGUAAAGUU